Messenger RNA from Caretta caretta (loggerhead turtle), 4066 nucleotides. RefSeq names its product UBX domain protein 10 (gene UBXN10). NCBI's taxonomy places the organism in Eukaryota, Metazoa, Chordata, Testudines, Cheloniidae. The record is from RefSeq and is a predicted model, not a curated record. Gene Ontology annotation, molecular function: protein binding.
UGGUCCCGGCUCCGCCCCUGGCCUGCUGGGUAACCUCGGGCAAGUCCCUUCCCCUCAGUUUCCCCCCUGACCCUCCUCUGCGAAACGUUGUGUCCCAGCUGGUUGGGAGCUUCCCUUGGAGGUCAGCUGAUGGAAAGUGCGAGCCAAGAGCCGGGGGCGCGGGGGGCGUUAUCUGAAAAAUGGAUUUUCAGAGGCGCCGAGCCGCUCCGGAUGGGAGCUCAGCGUGGCUGAAAAAAAUCACAUCCAGUGCGACUGAAGUGAGGCACCCAAAACCUGAAGGCCUCAGAAUUGGUGGCCACUUUUGAAAGCUUGGGCCUCUUAGUACCACACCCAAAGUGCAUCCUUUAGAGUCCUAAAUGCUGACCAGUGGGCGUCCUGUCUUGUAACUGUAGCAUGAGGACGAAGCAGAUCAGCUGCAGGUUUGAGUACUCCUGCACGCAAAUGACAAUGCAGCUUCUGUUCACCAGUCAAGGGGAUUUGUGUAUUUAUUGUUGAUUUAACUAACUGUGUAAACAUAUUCAAAAUGCAUGUAGCCCUUGGGCUACUGGCUAGUUGCCAGUGCUGCCCUCACCAAAUUAGGGCUCCCCUGGACUAAGCUUUAGAUGCCACCACAAUUGCACAAAGUCAAGAAAGAUCGAGUCAAAGGAAGGCGAAGAAACAAGGUGUUAAAUAACGCAUCACUGGCAAAAGGCCUAUGAGCAUCUGGUUUUCCAACUCUUGUUAAUUUGAUGAAUACGGUGGAACAUGAAUGUUGGCAUCCCCCUUGGAGUAACAGACGGUUUAUGCACUUGAGAAGAGGCGUUGGAUUAUGAAGGUGUCUUGAGAAGCAAUGGCCACAGUAGCACCUCUGAACAUAGCACCAUCUGAAUGCAACACCACUUCGGGCACUGCAGAAGCUUUCAUUUGGAGGUCAAACACCAUCAAUAUGCAUGUUACCCGGCCGAAAUCUGCCAAGGGACGUACAAGAUCAAGCUUGAAUUACUCCCAUAGUGUGGAGGCCUAUUCUUAUAGAGUGCCAUCCUCUCCUCAGCCAGCAGCUCCCUAUGAAGCAGCAAGCAAUCAAAGAGCAUCAUCUACCAAACCAACUUACCAGCCUGGGCAGGUGUCUCCUGAUGAAAUCCCAGAGCUCCUCCAACAAGUACCCUUGAGGACCUCCUCUUCCCUAAAUAAGUACAGAGUGCUCCCGUCCAUCAGCAGGAAGGGCUUGGGGAAGAGUGUUGUGGAAACAGUGAUCGAACAGACCAACAAACUGAAAAUGAGUAGUAGACAGGAGGAGGAGCAACCAUCCAAAGCUCUUCCUGAAGAGGAAAAAUCCACUGGUAUAAUGACAGAGAAUGAAGGGGCUAGAGGGGAAUACUCAAAAGUCCAACCUCCCAUUUCUGAGAAGAAGCCGUUAAGGAAAACAAGAGAAGAAAGCUCUUCAUCAGUUUUAAACUUGGAGGAGCCACUGAAGAAAGAACCAAGACUGCUGCUUGCCGUUAGGUCUCCUUCUGGUCAAAGAUUUGAACAUCACUUCAGGCCUACAGACAGCCUUCAGACGGUCCUUGCUGUGGCAGAACAAAAGCACACAACCAAAUACAAACACUGUCGUGUUGAAACGAUGGAAGUGCCUAGGAGGAGCUUUCCUGACCUUACAAGGUCCCUGCAAGAGUGCGGGAUCCCACACAAGUCAGUGUUGUGCAUUCUCCAGGAAGUGCAAGAUGGAGAUCUCUAAAUGUACAGUGAUGUUACACAACUUCCAUCACCCCUUAGCAUGUAACUCUAUUGGAUGCCAUGGACUUCCCUUUGAUGAGUGGUCUAAGAACUGAACCAGCCUGAUCUGUUUCAGUGGUCUACUUCUUAGUCCCACUGUCUUCUGAGUGCUUCCCUUGAAGUAGACUUGUAUAUAAAUGGAGUGUGCUGAAAUACUUAAUUAUUUUAAAGUGUAUGUACACACCACCCAAGAGUAUCUAUUUUUUCCAUGUGUACAAUCACAAUUCACUUUAAGAGUGGGCAUCAGCUUCUGGGCUUUGUAGUAUUUCUAAAUGGUUUUAAAAAGAGUUUCUAUUCCUCUGGGAAGACCCACUUUUCUGAUGCCCUCUCUUCUGGUGGUGGGAGGCCUGUCUCGUCUUCUCUGGUUUUGCUCCAGGAAUGCACCACCUCCCCAAAUUAAGUCUGAGUCAGGAUAAUACAUGGAGCUGGGAAGACACAAGCAGCACUAUUUUGAUUCCUUAAAGCUAUAGGAAUGGCCUUCAUAAUAAAGUAGCUUGUUGGCUGCAAGAACAGCUACAAUGGUCAAUACACAGAAAAUGGUCUCAAAGCAGUAACUCCAAACAGUUGGUGAGAGUAAAUAUGUUGCUGGGAUGUGUUAAAAGUACAAGGUCAAUGGUAAAGUACAUUCAAGAAUCAAACCAUUCCUGUAUAAUCUCAGUGUUUUGAGUACGCCUACUUUGUCUUCUCAUAAAAGGAAAGUCAUGGUUAAGGUGGUCUGAUUCCUCUAUGGAUACAAGGACGACUUUUUUUUUUAAACUCAUUAGCUUUCUUUCUUCAGUGAGUGCGUAAGAUUGUGAUGCACACCUGUAAAUCAAGAAAUCCAGAGCUAAGGGUGGAUUGUCUGCUGUAACUUUGAAUUUCAGUGCUGUUUGCUACUGCAAUUUAACGUUUUUAAAUUGAACUGCAUUAAGCUGAGCAAUUACCUGUUGCUUUUGUGUUUUGGCUAAAUACAUAAAGGAAGCGUUCUGCUGGGGCUGUUAUCUACCGAAUAGACUGUGCCUCAAACUAUUGGGACUCUUCUAGAGCUAUUUAUUUUCUAUAGUUCAGAAAAAUCAACCUGUUCAAGUAGAACGGCUUGGCCCUGUGGUUUUGUAUUAACGCAGCUGCUGUGCAUGUGCUAAAAAGCCUCAUUUUUUAGUGGAAAAUGUUCCUGUCCAGGUGCAGUCGCUGAGUUUGAACACCCAGUGUAAUAAAAGAAUGGAUCAGGCUACCUGACCGGCCACCUUGCCAAAUAAUAGGCUCCUUUUGAGUAUUACAGGUGAAACAAAGGCAGUGUUUUUGCCUCUCUGUAAUGGCCAAACCAACCUUUUGUAAAGGAUGGUAGAAUAUUUGCUCUUUACUGUGAUCACAUAUGCUGAAUUUCAGUCAAAAGCAAAUAUUCAUAGGCCAGCAAUUAAGCCCCAUAGAACAAGACAGCUGCUGAAAUACUAGCACUACCUGAUGCUGCAAGUGGUGACACUGGUCUGUUGACUUCAACAGCAACAUUUAGAGGACUACACUAAGCUAGAAGCAUUCUCAACUGCCUUCGGGGGUAUAACUGUAUCAGAGGUUUCUAAUGAGGAUUACAACUAAGCGAGCUAGGAACAUGGUAAAAAGAAUGUUUCACUAUGAAAAUUGCCAAGAGCAAUGGGAAGAACAAACUAACUGUAUGAUUAAUUUUUUACAUGGAAGAAUACAGCCUAUUCUGCUCUGAACUUAGCAUUGGCUGUUUGUGAGAGAUGGCUGGUUCAAGUGGCAGAAUGGAGUGUAGUGUUGUUGGCCAGCACACCGCAGCAUAGAAGAGCCCGCUAAUGCUAAAGAAUGCAAACCACCUCCAUAAGCAAAGUGUUCAGUUCUUUUUGAAUAAAUCUGUGCUAUUAAUUGGUGGCUUCCUACCCCCUUUUUAAAUAUUUAGUUGUGAAAUGUGACCAAAGCUCUGUAAGAUGUUACCACAGUCAUUGCUUCCUCCUCUACAGGGAGUCCAGAUGGUUUUCAAACCUUUUCCACUGUAAUGCACCUGUUCGUCACAUCUUGGCUAGGAUAAAGGGAAUAUCAGGAUAGUGUCCUGAAGAACUUGGCUAUGAAAAAAUCAGUGAGCAACUUCACUGGAAACUAUAGCUUGUUGCAGGCAUUGUUUCAGUAACUACUGCAGAUUUUAUGCAUUGAUAUAAUCUCUUCCCCCACAGAUCAGCUAGGCUAAGGGAAGUGGUGGAAAAAUCAGACUUAAAGCUAUAAAACAAAUACUGGGUCAAGUACAGUCAAUUUACUGUUUGAGAUGUGUGUAUGAUGUUACAUUUAAACAAUGUUAAAUAAACUGUUUUAAGUGUGAAGCUAA